Trichogramma pretiosum is the source of this 2520-nucleotide messenger RNA. RefSeq lists its product as uncharacterized. The record is from RefSeq and is a predicted model, not a curated record. The transcript is spliced from 2 exons. NCBI's taxonomy places the organism in Eukaryota, Metazoa, Arthropoda, Insecta, Hymenoptera, Trichogrammatidae. The coding region runs from base 262 to 2310 and encodes 682 amino acids.
GUCCCGCGUGUAAAGUAUUUUUCAUUCGACGUACCGCAUUAGAUUUUUUAUUUCUCGUAUCGUAUCGAAAAAUGAAUUAGAAUAUAAUUACGUAGCGAAAUAAUUUUUCGACAUUUUCAUCGUCGCGGUCAACGCGCCAUCUCAACGUACUUUCUCUCUCUUUCGGCGCCGAAAUUUUCGCUCGACGAUAUCUACCGAUGUUUACAAAUAUCGAGAGUCACAGUUACGUCUGUCGUUGGUAACGAGCAAGGGCUAGGAGUCAUGGCCGAACAACAACAACAACAGCAACAGCAGCAGCAGCAAGUAGACACUCCCAGGAUUCUGUGCACCUGCUACUAUCCGGGCUGCUGGAACCAGCUGCAGCGAAGCGUCCUCGACGAUUACACGUACCAGAGGGAUGGCCGACCACCGUCAACCUCGCCACCGUCGAUGUCACCACCCACCAGUCCACCGGAGGCUGCGGAGGCCGGCGCACCGGACGAGGCAGCCAUCCCCGCGGCGUCCGGCGAACCCGCUGCACCACCAGCACCAGCACAACCUGUACCAGCACCAGCCGCACCAGCACCAGUUGCACCAGCACAACCUGCACCAUCACCAGCACCCCCAGCACCAGCUCAACCUGCACCAGCACAUCCUGCACCAUUACCAGGUGCACCAGCACCAGUGGCACCAGCAGCACAACCUGUACCAGCACAACCAGCAUAUCCUGCACCAACAGCACCUGCACGAGCACGAGCACGCGUCGCACCAUCAGCAGUGCCAGCACAACCUGGACCAUCUCCAGCAGCUGGCGCACGAGCACGAACUGCACCAGCAACACCUGCGCGCGCACGAGCACGCGCUGCACCGCCACCGGUGCCACCCGGCUACAAGACGUUCUAUCGCAUGUGGCGACCGGACUUCGCCGCCGAGGAGAAGUGGCGUCAGUUCAUGGGCCUGCUCACCUGGGUCCAGGACGACUCGCGCUUCGUGUGCGCGGAUCACUUUCGCCCCCGGGACUUUCACCAGCAGGGCCCGGGCGCGGACCCGCGACUGCGCAGGCUGCGCCAGGCGGCCGUGCCGCGGCGGGUGCGCGCCUCGUUCGGCGCCCUGCACCAGAUGGCCGAGCGCCAGGGCGCCUAUCAUCCGCGCGUGCUCGGCGGCUCGACACUGUUCACGCGCGAUCAACCCUGCAGUCCGGGCCUCAACGGCGAGGCGCUGCUCUGGCUGCACGAGCAGAGCAGGAGGCUCGAGCCCCAGGAGCUCGUCUGCUCGCUGCUGCUCGACGAGGUGCCGGUGAUCAAGCGGGGCGACGGCGAGGGUGUGGCCGAUCGACCCUGUCCCAACUACAAGUGCAUGGUGAUGAUGUUGAGGGGACUGCGCAGCGACUGGCGCCUCAUACUCGGCUAUCAGUUCACCUCGGAGCCGUACGACCCGGCGAGGCUGCCCGAACUGCUCACGAGGACCGUCGCGGCGGUGCAGCACGCCGACUUCAAGCUCGUCGCCAUCACCCUCGACUGGCACUCGUUCCUGCUGCCCGGCGUCGAGAAGUUCUGCUGCGACUCGGACGACCGGCGCACCUACUACAAGCCCCGGCAAUCGGGCGAGCAGCGCAUCUAUCUGUACUUCGACCCGGCGAGGCUGAUGCGAGCGACGCGCAACUGUCUGCUGAAUCACGAGAUCCACUGGGGCGCGGCGCUGCAGCGUGUGUCGCGGCCCAGCUUCACCGCGGACUUCGAGGCGAUGAAGCGCGCCUACGUGGCGAGUCGCGAGCUGCCGCGCGAGUCCUAUCUGCUGCCCCGACUGACCCGAGACGACUUCGACUGGUUCACCGAGCCCACGCGACUCGAGCGCAUCGACGUGGCGCUCAAGCAUCUGAGCCGCUCGAUGGCGCGCGCCAUCGAGCAUCAGGUCUGCUACGACCGGCUGCCCCGAGACUGCCUCGACACGGCCUACUUCGUCGAGCGGCUGGAUCGGCUCUACGACUCGCUGCAGGGCGUGGAGCUCGAGCCCCGUAACAACGACAACAAGCCCAUGAAGUCGGCCGUGCACAGGACCUCGGAUCACAUGGCCUUCUGGUCGGAGAUGCGGGCCGAGAUGCGCGACUGGCAGAUCGACGGCGCCUGGAAGGACGUGGCGAGGAUGCAGCGCCCGAAUCAGGGCUGGUGCGACACCAUCAACGCCACGCAGGCCAUCUGGCGCGUGGCCCAGGACGAGCACGGCUUCAGGCACAUGGCCACCAAGUAUCUCGAUCUCGAGCCCAUGGAGAGGAUGGUGUGCUACCUCGAGACCAGGAUCACCAGGCCCGUGCCCGACCUCAUCAGGAUAUAAGGAUUUCGCGCGUGUGUGUUUGUGCGUACAUUGUCGUUUCAAUGUAUGCGUUUGUAUUUGAAUUGUAUCAAUGUAAAUAGUUCGUCGAUCGUGUAUGUAUGUGCGUUUUGUAUAACGUUUACAAAUAAUUCAGGACCUCUGUAAAUAAUGUAGCCCUCCUCAGGACGAUCGAAGUUUGAUUUUUAAUGAAAAGUAAUAAUUUAUAAGUAU